Chrysochloris asiatica (Cape golden mole) is the source of this 723-nucleotide messenger RNA. It is a transcript of the gene PROCR, whose product is annotated as protein C receptor, endothelial. Gene Ontology annotation, molecular function: signaling receptor activity. The transcript is spliced from 4 exons. The record is from RefSeq and is a predicted model, not a curated record. Bases 1 to 723 code for a protein of 240 amino acids. Gene Ontology annotation, biological process: negative regulation of coagulation. NCBI's taxonomy places the organism in Eukaryota, Metazoa, Chordata, Mammalia, Afrosoricida, Chrysochloridae.
AUGUUGACAAUGUUACUACGCCUGCUCUCUCUGCUGCUUUUUCCCGGCUGGGCCCUUUGUAGCCAGGAAGCCUCAGAUGGCCUACCAAGCCUCCACAUACUACAAUUCGCCUACUUCCGUGACCCCUCUCACGUGUGGUACCGGGGCAACGCAUCGCUCGGUGGGCAUCUGACACACAUGCUGGAAGGUCCAAGCACCAAUGUCACGAUCCUCCAGCUGCAGCCCUUGGAGGAGCCAGAGAGCUGGGUGCGCACAGAGCGAGGCCUGCAGCGCUACCUGCAAGAUUUCUAUGGCCUAGUGCUGCUGGUGCACAGGGAGCGCAGCUUGGCAUUUCCUCUGGUAAUCCGCUGCUUCCUGGGCUGUGAGCUGCCUCCUGAGGACUCAAAACCCCACGUCUUCUUUGAGGUGGCUGUGAAUGGGAGCUCCUUUGCAAAUUUCCAGCCAGAGACAGCCUCAUGGAUGGCAAAAUCUGAGACACUCUCCAAAGUGGACACCUUCGCUCUGAAGGAGCUCAAUACCCACAAUCGUACUCGAUAUGAACUUCAGGAGUUCCUGCAAGAGACCUGUGUGCAGUAUGUGCAGGAACAUAGUGUGAAGAACAUAAAAGGGAGCCUAACUGGCCGCUCGUACACUCCGCUGGUCCUGGGCGUCUUGGUGGGCAGCUUCAUCAUCACCAGUGUUGCUGUGGGCAUCUUCCUGUGCACAGGUGGACGGCGAUGUUAA